GCCCGCGUUGAGUUGCGCGGCUCCGCCGGACAGAAGCGGGAGACCGACGGCGGCUCCGGUCACGGAAAACUCUGAACUUUCCUUCUGGAAGCUUGAGGUUAUUAUGUCGCUGUGUGGUCGAGGUUUAGCGGGAGUCCGGCGGUAAGAUGGCAGAGCACAGCAGCUAUGAUGCCAAUGUCCUCAGCAUCCCGGUGCCUAUGCGUCGCGGUGGCUCAGAUUCCAACUUGGACAUGAUGGACAGUAUUGCACAGAAUGGGGUUGGCCUGGAUUUCACCAAAGGGCCCCUGGGCAUCGACAGCCUGCAGCAGAAGAUCCUUAAGGUGACUGAGCAGAUCAAGGUGGAGCAGGAAGCUCGGGACCAGAAUGUGGCGGAGUAUCUGAAGCUGGUGAACAAUGCCGACAAACAGCAGAUGUUGCGAAUACGUCAAGUCUUUGAAAAAAAGAACCAGAAGUCUGCACAGACCAUCACCCGGCUACAGAGGAAGCUGGAGCAGUAUCACCGCCGCGUGAAGGACGGCGAAACCAACGGCAAACACAGCAACAAGGACAGCGGUCACAAAGAGUCUGGCACUCAAAGCAAGGAGGGCAGCUUACGGGACGUCAGCGCCACCGGACGCCACCCUGUGCUGGAUAAAGUCAAGACAACUGGCUCCGGUGUCUCACUCUCGCCGCCGUUCUUAUUCAACAAGUCACGGGAGUUUGCCAACCUCAUCAAGAAUAAGUUUGGCAGCGCUGACAACAUCGCCCACCUGAAGAGCUCCAUGGAGACGGGUUCUGGGCUGCAGGUGGACAGCGGCGCUCGGGCUCUGAGCGGUAGUGCCACCACUGUAGCAAAGACAACAAAGUAUCCGAGCGAUGACGAGUGCUCCACAGGGUCAUCUGCAUCCGCUGACUCAAACUUAAAUCCAGCCGGGGGAUCUGGGGUGGGGUCUGGAGGUCCCGGGAGGUCUGAGUCCAACGGGCAUCUGGGGGAGGUUCUGGAGAUGGUCCAGGAGGUCCGGGAGACCCAAAUGCAGUUGGCUGAGGACAUGGAUGCUCUGAAUACUCGGUUCAAACAGGAUUACAGCUACUUCACACAGAUGCUGCAGGAGGAGAAGUACAGGUAUGAACGGUUGGAGGACCAGUUAAAUGACCUCUUGGAGCUUCACCAGCAUGAGACCAGUAACCUGAAGCAGGAGCUGGCCAGCAUUGAGGAGAAGGUGGCCUACCAAGCCUACGAACGAGCCAGGGACAUCAAGGAGGUCCUGGAGUCGUGGCAGACUCGAGUAUCCAAGCUUGAGCUCCAGCAGCAGCAGCAGCAGCAGACCGUCCAGAUGGAGAACACGGACGCCAAGGUGCUGCUCGGGAAGUGCAUCAACAUCAUGCUGGCCAUCGUCACAGUUAUCCUGGUGUGCGUUUCCACAGCGGCCAAGUUCACCACCCCACUGCUGCGUAGCCGCCUUCAUUUGGCGCUCACCUGUGUGGGUGUGUCUGUUUUGGCACUGCUGUGGAAGAACUGGGAACAUUUACAAUGUGUGUUAGAGCGGACGCUCCUCCCACACUGAGCUGGACUAUGCAGCAGGAAUGCCAGUGAGACCAGUAAACUUUGGCCAGUUAUAGGUUGGUAUUGCCAGGAGGAGGGGUGGGAGGUGGCUUGACAUGGGGAUGCAGGAAAUGGGCGAGGGCGGAGCUUAUAUGUAGCUGUACACUAGUCUUGAUUGUUCAGCCUCUUUUUAACUCCGCCCACUAAAGUUGGCUUGUAGCCAAGCAGUGAGGGUGCCAACCUGGCGUUAACCUGACCAUCGGGCAUUUAGAGCGCCUACCUCAUCACUGUGACGUGGUUGUCACACAAACAGGCUGACAUGGGAGGAGGAAACGGUUUUGGGUGGUGAUAUAACAAGACACACUGGUGUACUGUAUGAUUUGAAAAGAAAAACAACUCCAAUGUUCUUCUUGUGCCCCCAACUGCGAAAGCAUUUCCACAGCACCCUCUGGUGGUCACAAUUAUAAAGGCAUGUGUCACCAGUCCAGAGGGGGUCUGGCAUUCUAGGGGCGUGUUCAUUGCAGUCACAUAGAAGAGGAGGUGAGAAAGAAUGCUAAAUUUCUUCAUUGUUUUUGGUGAGGCCCAGAGCAGGUUAGUCCUCCAGCACCACCACUAGUUCAGCCAGUGAAGUGUAGCUCUGAAUCCGACACCAGUGGCAGACCUGAUUCUUGUUCGAGCAGCAACAAGGAGGAAUGUGUCUCUGCCGGAACGGAUCAGAUGAGCGCCUCACACAGGGCAGCCAUGUAAUUACAUGUGUGUGUCCACUCAUGUCAAAUCAAAUCGAACCAGCUGCUUCACUCAAUCAGGAAGACUGUGAUCUGUGUAGUUGGUGUAGCGCCACCUUAUGGCCUCCUCCUGCACUAACCAGCUGUGAGAUGAACAGACGGUUCCUCCAGAUCCCCAUUGUGCUGUUUUGUUUUGAUUUUUUUUUUUCUCUCAUCUCGUCUGAUGACUCGUCUGAUGACUCGUCUGAUGACUCGUGUGUUAAACGGUGUAUUCAGUGUUUGCGUGUUCAUACUGUUAUUUCUUAAAGUAAAUCUCAUGACCUGCCUCCAGUCUUUUUACUUUCUGUUGCUUCUGGGGCAUUUUGUGAACUGAGCGUCUAUGUAUACGAUUGCUUGACUUAAUUUAUUCACGUCGCUUUGAGUUGUCUUUCUGAUCGAUCAGAACAAAUAAAGCUUCACGUGAAGCCUUUGGAGAAGCUCCGCGAGCUCACACUAACAACGGUUCCAAGUGCUGACGUGAACCGUCACCAGCGCCUGCUGAAUCUUAACUCAUCUGUCGACUGUGAACAGUUGUGACUAAACAACAACAACCGGCCAGAGACUGGCCUCUCCCUCCUAGCCUGUGAUUGGUUGGAGGCCGAGAUGCUGAUGUCAGCGCUGCUCUCCUAUUGGUCGUUUAGGAGAGGGAAAUCUCACUCCAAAAUGGAGUCCAGCAUCUGGCCCAGUUCAUAGCUGGUAGGUUGUAACUGUGAAGUGCAGCGCCCACAGCAGAUGCUCUCAGGCGUUAACCCCGUACACACUCUGCCUGUAAAACAGUUACUAAGUGGUUUUCAGUAGCUGUUCAGUCUGUUGAUGAUUCAUGCAGUUAUAAAAUGGAUAAAAAUGCUGUUUACACUCUUCUUUCUUUUGCCUUCUUCUGUUUUGGUUGGGGUCACCACAGAACUUUUCCUACUGGUCCACUUAUUCAUUUGUCACAAGUUUCACACCAGAGGCAGGUAACCCUACAUGUACAAGGAGAGUGGGGACAUGGGUGGCAUCGAACUGAGGACCUUUAUUAACCAGCACCAUGCUGCCCUGCUGUGCCCCAGAGCGGUAACAGUCCAGAAUUAAAGCUGUAGUGUGCAGGAUUUGGUGUCCUCUAGUGGUGAGGCUGCAGAUUGCAUUAUGCAGCUGCCAAUCCAGAUUUUGUUUCAAUUCAUGUUGCCUUAACUUUAACCUGUACUAGCAGGUCACCGGUAACCAGUGACAAGGAGAACAACCACUGAUUCUGCUUUUUCCUUUUUUCUUUUUUUUUAGAUUUUGCAGUGCUACAAAAUGCUAAGUAUGUCCCUUUUGGGCUACUGUACCAGCAGAGUGGUGCAACAUGGCGCCCUCUGUUGGUGGUGGUACUGGGGGGGGGGUGCUUGUAUAUUGAAAUGACGGGCUCAUUCUAAACUUGUGAAAACACCAAUUCUUUGUUACACUAAUGAACGGAUGGUUAUGAAUGCGUUGUGCUAAGACGCCUAAAUAUCCUACUCACUGUAACUUUAAAACUACUACUCAUUUAAAAGACCUGAAAACAGUCAUACUUUUAUUUUCUUGUAAAAUUUAUCAUUAAAUUAUGUAUAUAAUGUAAUGCAGGGGUGGUAUUUGAACCCAGAACCUUCUGCACUGAAACCAAACGCAUUAACCACUUGGCCACCACCCCUGCAAAUCUUACAUCUUUUAUCUCCUCAUAAAAAAUGGGAAUGAAUAUAGUCUUUAUGUAUUCGAUAAUUUGAUCUGGUUUGAUUUUUUUUUUUUUAAAGAACUGCUGAGCUCAAAAUAGACAUAAAAUUGACCUAAUCUGUCUAAAUUACAGAUAAUCUGAUUUUAAAAUCCAAUUGUAGACCAUUUUAAAUGACAUUUCAAAUAACUUUAAAUGUGCUUUAAGACAGAUCCUCUGCUUUGAGUUGGUUUUAAGUGGUUCCAAAUCACUAGUGAACUGGAUCUAACUAGAUCUAAGAUCUGGGGGAGUUUUUUUUUUUUUUGGGGGGGCACUUGGUUGUUCAGUAGGAAAUGUGACGCCGUCUCUUUGGACUCUAAUUAUACCUGUUCAGGCUCAUUCUAGUGGCUAAAGUGUUGGGCUUGAGUCCAGAAGAUCAUGGGUUCAAAUCCCCACCUGACUGGAAAUUCACUAAGGGCCCUUGGGCAAGGCCUUUAAUCCCCUAUUGCUCCCGGUGUGUAGUGAGCGCCUUGUAUGGCAGCACCCUGACAUUGGGGUGAAUGUGAGGCAUAAUUGUAAAGCGCUUUGAGCGUCUCAUGCAGAUGGAAAAGUGCUAUAUAAAUGCAGUCCAUUUACCAUUAAGGAGAAAGCUGUCAGAGCAGUUAGUUGUGAAGCUGAUGGACCGUGUCGACAGUCUUCUCUCUCUCGAACCUGAACCUUGUAGCUCCUGGUGUCUGGAUCACUGUGACCAUGUGGGAUUUCUUCUCACGUCUCAGCUGUGUAUGAAUUCUUCAGGCCUUCACUGAUACUGAAAUGACUGCAGGGUUUUUUGUUCUCUUUUGCCAAAUGCUGUCUGGCUCUUCAGGUGAGAGGUGACCCCCCCCCCCCCCCCCCCCCCCACAAAAAAAAACAAAAAAAAAAAACAUUUGUGAAUCCACAUUAUGUGCUUUCGAAUGGAUCACUCCUUAAGUGCAUGCACAGGCUUUAAUGUUUGGUUAUGUUUUUUUCAUGAAUAAAUAAAUUAAAAAAUGACAAAAAUAAAUCUUUGCUGAAACUG
Messenger RNA from Thalassophryne amazonica, 4988 nucleotides. It is a transcript of the gene tmcc3, whose product is annotated as transmembrane and coiled-coil domain family 3. The transcript has 5 exons. Lineage: Eukaryota; Metazoa; Chordata; Actinopteri; Batrachoidiformes; Batrachoididae. The record is from RefSeq and is a predicted model, not a curated record. Bases 147 to 1544 code for a protein of 465 amino acids. Gene Ontology annotation, cellular component: endomembrane system.